Molecule: messenger RNA, 1074 nt
Organism: Sodiomyces alkalinus F11
Lineage: Eukaryota; Fungi; Ascomycota; Sordariomycetes; Glomerellales; Plectosphaerellaceae
Product: ribosomal protein S3
Exons: 5
Coding region: 1-1074 (357 amino acids)
Biological process (GO): translation
Cellular component (GO): nucleus; cytosolic small ribosomal subunit
Molecular function (GO): structural constituent of ribosome; RNA binding
Source: RefSeq, a predicted model, not a curated record
AUGGAGGUCUAUAGCCCACGUCCUCAGUCGCAGCGGGAGGGUAAAUCGAUCAUCUUGUUAUGCCUAUACCCGGGCCCCAUUCGCCAAGAAAAGUUCGACCAGCAAAAUUCCCGGAAUUCUGAGCCGAGCUGCAGCCUCUCCCAACACCCAGCGACCGACGACGACAUCACCUCGCCCUCUCGACACUUCACGCCCCUCCAAUCGCCCAUCUCUCCCGAUCGACGUCGAGUUUUCGGACAAAUAAGUCAAGAUGGCUGUUCCAGGCACUCAGAUAAAUACCAGCCCGACAAAAAUGCACUUAUCCUGUUCUCCAAGCGCAGAAAGUUCGUCGCCGACGGCGUCUUCUAUGCCGAGCUCAACGAGUUCUUUCAGCGCGAGCUGGCUGAGGAGGGCUACUCUGGCGUCGAGGUCCGCGUCACCCCGACAGUGACCGACAUCAUCAUCCGCGCCACCCACACCCAGGAGGUCCUCGGCGAGCAGGGCCGCCGCAUCCGCGAGCUCACCUCGCUCAUCCAGAAGCGCUUCAAGUUCCCCGAAAACAGCGUCUCGCUGUACGCCGCCAAGGUCCAGAGCCGCGGUCUCUCCGCCGUCGCCCAGUGCGAGUCCCUCCGCUACAAGCUCCUCAACGGCCUUGCCGUCCGCCGUGCCUGCUACGGUGUCCUCCGCUUCAUCAUGGAGUCCGGCGCCAAGGGCUGCGAGGUCGUCGUCUCCGGCAAGCUCCGCGCCGCCCGCGCCAAGAGCAUGAAGUUCACCGACGGCUUCAUGAUCCACUCCGGCCAGCCCGCCAAGGAGUUCAUCGACUCCGCCACCCGCCACGUCCUCCUCCGCCAGGGCGUCCUCGGCAUCAAGGUCAAGAUCAUGCGCGGUUCCGACCCCGACGGCAAGUCCGGCCUCCAGAAGAGCCUCCCCGAUGCCGUCACCAUCCUCGAGCCCAAGGAGGAGCAGACCGUCAUCCAGCCCAUGAGCCAGGAUUACGGUGCCAAGGCCGCCCAGGCCCAGGCCCAGGCUGAGCAGCAACGGUUGGAGCAGGAGGGUGCCGCUGAGGAGGAGGCGCCCGCUGAGCCGGAGGCUUAA